Molecule: messenger RNA, 5665 nt
Organism: Athalia rosae (coleseed sawfly)
Lineage: Eukaryota; Metazoa; Arthropoda; Insecta; Hymenoptera; Athaliidae
Gene: Dfd
Product: homeobox protein Hox-A4
Exons: 2
Coding region: 1144-2700 (518 amino acids)
Biological process (GO): regulation of transcription by RNA polymerase II; anterior/posterior pattern specification
Cellular component (GO): nucleus
Molecular function (GO): DNA-binding transcription factor activity, RNA polymerase II-specific; RNA polymerase II cis-regulatory region sequence-specific DNA binding
Source: RefSeq, a predicted model, not a curated record
CGGUGGUGAAAAGGGUAGUGGUGGGGGGGGGGGGGGGGGGGAAACUACGGGGAGUCGGGGGUGGGGAGCGUCGAGCAGCUGGGACUGGUGGCGGGACGAACUGGAGGGAGUGCGAACCAAACAGAGAGUAACCAGACGAGUUUCUGCCGAGGUACUGUAGCUACCGCGAGCUCUCCUCCGCGGUACAGAGAAGGCGAUUAUCGUUAAACCGCGUGCGGUACCUUCCAUUUUACUACCCUCGAAGAAUACCCCGAAUACAUGGUGGUGAACCGGUGGAAUCUGACAAAGACAAUAUAGAGUGCGGACAAAAAGCGCAGGCCCUGAAUCAAAAAAAUUAGUCCCGUUUUCAUCCCGAUCGUCGCGAGUCUCCGUUCAUUCACUCCGGAUCAGAGGGUUGUUUCGACGUCGAUCGAGACGGACCUUGCCGAGAUCAUGUGAACCCUUCGAAUCGAAAGUUCUGAGCUCUCGGGGUCGCUACGGUAGAGGGAUGAAAAAUUGGCGAGCGAAAUUCGACGGUCGCAGUCUCUGAGGCCCUUCGAGUGCACGCUGCCGAAUAAAGAACCGGCGCGAGACACCUCGCCAGGUGUAUAAGAGGGAAAAAGGAGAUUGUUGCCGCACCUGCCGCCGUCCUUGCUGAGCGCCACUCGCACGCUGCGUGCGUGCCGGCUAUCCAUCAUGGUUGCGGACAUAGAGGUUCUCUGAUUGGUCUGCCUCUGGUCACGUGGUAUGGUAAUUGGGUAGAAGUGGGCGGUUACUUCUACAGUCGCCUCGUGCGAUCCAAGAGAAGUUCGGAGAGAGAGGAAUCGUCAGCAAAAGUGUCGAAGAAGCGGGACCAACAGCUGUGUAUCCGUCGCGUGUGGAGUACGGAGUGUCCAAGGGCGUGAAAAUACCGCCCUUCGUUCUCAGGGAUAGAAAUUCGACCCGUGAUAACAGGAAUCCAAAAUAAUCCACGGAUGACGGACCCAAGUGAUAAGUGUUGUGAUCGGAGGGGGUGUGUGUGAACGUGAGACCGUCAGUGCUACGAAAAAAAAAUUGGAACAGAAGAAAAAAGACAAGCAAAAUAAGGAGAAGCUGAAAUAACAUCAAAUAAGAUAAAGAAUCAAGAGGAAACUGAAACGUUGAGAGGUUUCCUCCAGAGCAGUCAUGAGUUCGUUCUUGAUGAAUCCCUCGACUGCCGGAGGGUACCACCAACAGCACCAACAACCGGGUGCUCAUCAUUUGGCCCCGGCAUCGGUGGUGGUGGACCCGAAAUUUCCACCCACCGAGGAGUACAGCCAGAGCAACUACAUUCCGUCGACGGGCGCUGAUUUUUUCGGGGGUGGUCAUCACCUGAAUCAUCCCCAAUCGCACCAGUUGCAAUAUCACUAUCAUCAGCACCAUCAUCAAGCGACCUCGACUCCGUACGGAGCUUCUCCAGCGGUACAAUUGAACGGGGGUUACGCGGGAUACGGUGGAUAUUACGGCCCUCAUCAUCCUCAUCAUCAAGUGCACGCGGUACACCAUGCGAGUCUUCAUCCUCACCAUCAGGCCGUCGGGGCACUCGCUAUGCCGCCGGAAGCCCAACAGCCGCCACUCACUUGUCCGACCACUAUGCAAAAUCAACAGAAUCCGCAUCAACAACCUCCGGUACCAACGUCCACCGUAUUGGGAUCGACCGCACUAUCGCCACCCCUGAUGGCCGCACAUGUACAACAACCCGAUCAGCUACAGCAGCAUCAACAUCAGCAGCAACAGCAACCGCAGCAACCGAAACACGAGAACGCGACCUGCAGUCCGGCAGACUCUGGAAACUUGCAUCGGGAUACUUCGCCGGAUUUGCAGCAGCAGCAACAGGCGCAGCAUAUUCAAAACCCCCAUCAGACGCAACCGCAGCAACAACAUCAUCUGGACGAUGGCUCCGAUCAGGACGAUAUGGAGGAUGAUCAGAUGAUGGACGGAUCGCCGGGAAUGAUGGACGACGACGAAGAAGACGACGAGAACGGUGAUCGGGUCAUUUAUCCUUGGAUGAAGAAAAUACACGUCGCCGGUGUAGCAAACGGUUCGUAUCAACCGGGCAUGGAGCCCAAGCGUCAAAGAACGGCGUACACGAGGCACCAGAUACUAGAACUGGAAAAAGAGUUUCACUACAACAGAUACUUGACGAGGCGAAGACGAAUAGAGAUAGCCCAUACCCUGGUACUGUCCGAACGUCAGAUAAAGAUCUGGUUUCAAAAUCGAAGAAUGAAAUGGAAGAAGGACAACAAGCUACCGAACACGAAAAACGUACGGAGGAAAAACGCGAACGGCACACCGCCGGCGAAGACCUCGAAGGGCGGCUCGAGGUCGAAACUCGGUACGGGUAACAACAACAACCAGCGGAAAAACAACAACAACUCGCCAUCGGGCGCCAUAGAGAGCGGGAGCCUCGACGGUAGCGUUGGCCAACUCGACAUGAACGACGUCCACGGGGUGAACUCUGCCCUUCCACAUCCUCACACCGCCCAUCCCAGUUUCCAAGGUCAUCCUCACUCGCUCGCUCAUCUCCAAGCGCAGCUGAGUCACCUACAAGUCGGCGGAAUGCUCGAUGCAACGGGUGCCCCUAUCGGGCACAUGGGAUCCGGGAAUAUCAGUCCCUUGGCUCCUGCGACUAGCCCACCGUGUCUCACGACCCCCAGUCAGCCUCUGCCCGUCAAGUCUGACUACGAUCUCACGGCCCUGUAACACCCGAUUAAGCCCACCAACAGCCAUCAUCAUCCUCAACUCAGCGACCUCACGAACGUCCUAUCAACGCGAGGUGGGUCUCCAUACUUUUUGCACUAUAAUCAAAUCCUCGAGUCGUAAUUCUGUUUAUUGGUUGCAUUCGUUUAUAUCGUACGUAAUUUUAUGCUCGUGAUUGAAAUUCAUCGAUUUCUCAUAUCCUCGUCUUUGUUCAAUCGUUGUUAAAUUUUUAUUAUUCAGUUAUAUAUAGAGGACAAUCGUUGAUAUAGAAAAUUUCUUUCUCUUUCAAAUUUUUUUAAUACUCGUGCCAUCGUUUAGGUGAUAAGUCUAUCUUUAUUAUUUUUUCCACACUCUUCAAAAUUAUAUUAUACACGUUAGAGUCCGGAUUGUACCCUGCGAUUUUUUUUCAAAUUCCAUCCAAUAAUUUGGGGCCGAUGAACUGGAAUGAUCCGCCACUUACCUGGUAAUAUGUAAAUAUCACGAUUACGUGUACAUGUAUUGUACAUAUAUAGUAUGUAAAAUUAUUACCUGUAGAAUUAAAAAUGGCAUUCUGUCACAAAGUGUAUAAAUACCAGUGUUUUAGGUUUACUCGAGUACUAUAUACUAUAGAUAGAUAAUGUGUGACUAAAAAGUGGAUAAUAUUGUUUAUAAAAAUUCUAUGAAAAUGAAGACAAGAAAACGAAAAAAAAAAAAUGGAGAGAAACUCAAUUCCGUCAACCUCGCAUGUCACAUGCGUACGUCUGUCUAAAAAUUACUGCAGAUCUGCCGUUCUCAGAUUUUGCAAUCGAAUGACGGUUCUUUCUUUCUUUUUUUUAUUAUUCUUUCAAAUAAAUCGUUAUGACAAUUUCGCUGCAGAUGCGCAAUGUCCCGUAGCAUAUGAUGUUAUCGUUUGUCCAGACGACAAAAGCACCGCCAUUCGGUAAUUUCGGUCUAUCAAAUCUAUACACUAUAGCACAUCGCCGUGCCGCAGUUUAAAUUAUUUUCAACGAUAUAACCGCGUUCGUUUCGCAUGAUUGAACGGAACGCGCGAGUUACCGCGAAGUGCCGCCGACGUCGUCGAAUCUAAUGCAGUACGCAUUAGUUCAGCUACCGUACGUUUUUUGCUAUAAUACGUACCUAUAAAGACGUUCUAAUCUGGACACGCACUUUCCAUUUGCACUUAAACUGGAAUCAUUAUCAUCAUGAUUACGAUUAUCUUAUCAUUUUUAGAAAGAUUAUCAACGAUUACGAUCUAUGGAUAGCCGUUGCGUGGAUUGACGUGGCGAUAUUAUAUAAUCAUCGGUUAUGGUUUUAUAAAUGCAGUGAAAUUGUGUAUAACAGGAAAUGAACUGGUGGUUACAGUCUGACUUUCAUUUCUGUCUUGACGGUCGUGCAGAUUUAUUUCUACCUACAUAUCUAUUAUACGCGAAGUGCGGUACACGCCGUGUUUCAGAUAUUUCUCAUCAAAAAUUUAGACACGCUGCCAGCUGCUAUAUGAUUCUUUGACAUUAAUAAACACGCGAAUACCGUGCAAAAAUCACGAAACUGUAUAUAUAUGCAAUUGAAAAUGACGAAAGUUUUUUUUUCUGUUUUGUAUUUCCUUUUUUCGAAAUUCAUAUGUUACCUCGCGAAUGAACACGAUAUCGAUGUAUACUUCAUGAGCGUCAAUAAUUUUCUACAAGGUCUUCAUACGUUACAUAUUCUUGACGACCGAAAACGUAGGUAUAUAAUUGGCGGGUCUACGUAUAGAUGUAACAACAAUUUACCGGACAUUGCACUAUGAAAAUUGUUGAUCGUUCCGUGCCCAUAGAUAUACGUGUAUUGUAUACAUAUAGGUAUUAGCGAAUUCUAUUUUUAGAAACCAUUAAUAAAAUUGGGUUAUUUAUAACACGUUAUACCCACACGGGUGUAUAUGGUCACUCACUAAAAAUUACACUGUCAUUCUGAGGUUCAUUAGUUAUACGGCGGUAAUACGGAUCGUCAUGCUUUCAAUUACAAAAUAUUUUCUAUGUCAAGUUCACAUGAACUGGAUUAGUCAUCGGUGACGUAAAUUCGCCGAAUAUCAACUUGACCCAAAUUUUUCGAAUUCGCAAACUUUGCUCCCCGAGACUUUUUCUUUGAUUUUCGUUGUUUCUCUAUCAUCCCUCCGUCUCACAAUCUUUGCGAAUAUCAUCUUACUCUCUUCUCGUCUUUGGAUUCCUAUAACUUUUUCAUUUUUUCAAAUUCUUAUUUUCAUGCAACAUCGAUUAGAAAUUUUACCAAUUUUUUAGUGAGAAGUUUUAUUCAUAUUUCAGCGUAUACAUUGCAUACUUUUUUCGGUCAUAUCGACCACGAAGAAUCCAUCAUGGAAUAACGUGCUCCUAAUUGAGCCACAUAUUUAUCUGCUGAGCUGCUUCUGCAGACCGUAAACGAAUCGAUGAAAUAAGCAUUCAUUACGUAAAGACAUAUACGUUAAGAAAAUGAAAAAGAGAAAAAAAAAACCAAUUUACCACAUAGCAUAUUUGGUGUCCCAAUCGAAAUGAUUUUUGUGCCCCAUGCAAGUUCGCGGCGCGUUAUAAAUCGGCGUACAAUAUAUCCUAAUGAUCGACGAUAAACACGUGGGUAACGCAGAAUAAUUUUAAUUUAUUGAUUUAUUUAUUUUCUACUUGUACUCGUUCAUUGAUUUCUUUUUCUCUGUUUUUUUUUUUUUCUCCAUUUUUCAUUGUUUUUUUUUCUAUUUUGAAUUCUGGCGAUACACGGCGGAUCAAAGGAAUAUUGAUUGAUAUAAAUAAAAAUGAUAAAUCUUCGUCUUUUCAAUUGUAUAAUAAAUUCAUUUCGAAAUCACAUACCUAUAUUUCUCGCGAUGUGUAUGUCGUAAGAAAAAAUUUAAACGGGCUGUACGAUAAUGUAACUAAUUAACUGUAUUUACAAAUAAUUUGAGGUGAAGGUUAUGCGAAAGAUUGAACGUAAAAAAAAUGAUGAUGAUAUUAAUUUUAAUAAUGAUUAUUGA